Aspergillus tanneri is the source of this 846-nucleotide messenger RNA. RefSeq lists its product as uncharacterized. Gene Ontology annotation, molecular function: hydrolase activity, hydrolyzing O-glycosyl compounds. NCBI's taxonomy places the organism in Eukaryota, Fungi, Ascomycota, Eurotiomycetes, Eurotiales, Aspergillaceae. The transcript is spliced from 2 exons. The record is from RefSeq and is a predicted model, not a curated record. Bases 1 to 846 code for a protein of 281 amino acids. Gene Ontology annotation, biological process: carbohydrate metabolic process.
AUGCAUUCAUUCAUUACUUCCCUGUGUUUAUUUCUGGGUUCUGCAGAAGCUGCAAAAGGGGCCCUCCAUCACCACCACAACCCCCGCCGCGACGGAGGGGAGCACAGUUCUGUGCUACCAAAACUUUCGAUUCCUCCCUCAAUUCUUGAUAGCUAUCAGUUAACAUGGCAUGAAGAAUUCAAGCACAGACCGGGCCAUUAUCUACCGUCAUCUGAGAACUGGAUUUUCGACGUCGGAACCUCCUAUCCUGGUGGUGCACCGAAUUGGGGAACGCAUGAAGUUGAGACAUACACAACGUCGCCAGCCAAUAUCCGCGUGACACGAGACGAUACCCUGACCAUCACUCCACGAGUAUCAUCUAACCGUACUUGGACAUCUUCGCGCAUUGAGACCCAACGCACCGAUUUCGCUGCUACGCCCGGUGGCCGACUUUACAUCGAGGGUCGUUUGAAGACGGGCUCGGCUCCUACUUACAAGCAACAGGGGAUUUGGCCUGCAUUCUGGGCUCUUGGGGUUGAUUUCCGCUCCAAUUAUACCGCCUGGCCCGCUGCUUCAGAAUGGGACCUUAUGGAAGUGGUCAAUGGCUUACCAAAGUUGAUCGAAGUGCAGGAGUGUGGUAUGGGAGAGUUGAAGUGGUAUCUUGAUGGGCAGCAGGUUUUUCAGAUUCCAGCAGCUAGGAUAAACAGCUCGACGACCUGGGAGAAUAUUGCACACAAAGGCCAUUUCAUACUGCUUAAUGUGGCAGUGGGUGGAGAUUGGCCAGGUCAGCCCAACGCGACCACUGUUGGUGGUGAGAGUGUACAGCUGGAGGUAGACUAUAUUCGAGUGUGGAAUUAUUAUCGGUGA